UUAGAAUCAAAGUGUGCGUUGCUAUCAUGUGUGUACAUUGUUGACACUUGACAGGUAUGCACUUGUCCUCUAAGCAAGACGCCACGCACAUUCAACGAGAACCUUCUCCUGCUACGUUGCUUGCUCACAGAUUUGCAGCGCAAACUAGAAAGAAGAGUCCUCUGUGCCCCAACGCGCGCAUGCUAAUUUAGUGCCCCAAGAACCAGGAGACCAUUGACGAUGGCUUCACGUUUGCUGUAUUUUUCUUCCGCUAAAUGUCGUCUAUCUAGAUUUUCCUUCUCUUACAGGUUCUCCAGUGUUCAUGGUGAAAGGCCAACAUCUGAGUAUGCAAAGAUGAGGAAAGAAUCUUUGGAAGACAAAUUCGGACAUGCUCUUGGAACAUACAGAUCAAAAAGUGUAUCAUUACUAUACCACUUUGGCCCAUUCCUGGCUUUGUACAGAGCAGCAAUAAUCUCAGUCCAUGUGUUCAAGAUGUCCAUUUGGCAUUUUUUCGUGCACGACAUAAAAAAGCGAGCUAUUAAGUUUCGUCAAACACUCAUCAGCUUGGGACCUUUCUAUGUGAAGCUAGGACAAGCUCUGAGCACAAGGCCAGAUAUACUACCAACAGUAUAUUGCCAAGAACUUGCUAAAUUACAGGAUCAAAUUCCUCCCUUUGCAACACGUGUUGCAACUAAAUCAAUUGAGACCCAAUUAGGUCUCCCCAUACAUAAGAUUUUUGCUGAUAUUAGUGGGGAACCUAUUGCAGCAGCAUCUCUUGGACAAGUAUACAAAGUUUUUCAGCUCACUUGCACUCUGGAGAGCUCGUAGCUGUUAAAGUUCAGAGGCCUGGUAUGUCUCAUUUGUUGACACUUGAUGCCAUGUUAUUUCACAUGAUUGGGGGCCAAUUAAAAAGAUUUGCCAAGGCUCGUAAAGAUCUCUUAGUGGCUGUGAACGAGUUGGUGAGGCAUAUGUUUGAAGAGAUUGACUAUAUCCUGGAGGCGCAGAAUGCAGAACGCUUUGCAUCUCUUUAUGCGACUUAUUAUACUGAAAAUAUCAAUCAAGGGGGUGCAGAUGAUGAUAGUGCAACAAAUAUGAAGGUGAAUGGCAUUAAGGUUCCCAAAAUAUACUGGAAUCUUACUCGUAAAGAGGUUCUUACAAUGGAAUGGAUUGAUGGAAUAAAACUUACUGAUGAAAGUCGCCUGAGGGAUGCCCAUUUAAAUAGGAAAAAACUUAUUAAUCAGGGACUGUAUUGUUCUUUGAGGCAGUUGCUCGAGGUGGGUUUUUUCCAUGCUGAUCCCCAUCCAGGCAACCUUGUUGCUACUAAGGAUGGAUCUCUUGCUUAUUUUGAUUUUGGAAUGAUGGGAGAUAUUCCAAGUCAUUAUCGUGUUGGACUUAUAAGAGUGCUAGUGCAUUUUGUAAAUCGUGACUCGAUGAGUUUGGCAAAUGAUUUUCUCUCUCUCGGUUUCAUUCCUGAAGGAGUUGACAUACAAUCAGUUGCAGACGCCCUGCAAACAUCAUUUGGUGAUGGAAGUAGACAAUCUCAGGAUUUCCAGGCUAUAAUGAAUCAGUUAUAUGAUGUUAUGUACGAGUUCAACUUCUCUCUUCCUCCCGACUAUGCAUUGGUGAUACGAGCUCUAGGAUCACUAGAAGGAACUGCAAAGGUAUUGGAUCCUGAAUUCAAAGUGGUGGAGAGUGCAUAUCCAUUUGUUAUUGGAAGGCUUUUGUCAGACCCAAGUUCUGAUAUGAGGAGAAUAUUGAGAGAGCUUAUCAUCUGUAAUGAUGGAUCACUCAGGUGGAAUCGGCUGGAAAGACUGAUCGCAGCAAUAUCAAAACAGAUAACUGCUGCAGAUGGAGAAGCACAGCACAAUGACUCAAAUCCACUUGAACUUUCUUUUGACAUGCGUGCUGUAGUCGCUGCCACUGAGGAUCUUUUUUCAUUCAUAUUGUCGGAAAAGGGGUCGAGGGUGCGCGUGUUCAUUGUCAGGGAUAUAAUCAAGGCAGCUGAUGUUUUUCUUCAGGACGAAAUUCUGUAUGAUCUUUUCAGUGAGAAACCUCAUUCAAGGGAUAAGUUGAAGUCUGAGGGACAUGCAAUGCUACUGAGGGUGGCCAAGGGUUUUCAAUCUAUGGGACUAGCAGUGAAACUGGCUCCAGAACUUUGGAUUACCAUGCUUAUCCGCUUGGCUGUACGGUCCGAGUUUCAAGUAUUUGCGAUGGAUAUCGUUUCAGCAUUGGUUGAUCACUCCAACAAUAGAAUACCGUCUUCGUUUUGGAUCAUUAUCUCAAGACUAAUUCAUAAGUGCAAUUAAAAACUCUGAAAUGUUGUUAAUAAUGUUAUCCUCUUUUUGUUUUUGUUUUUUAUGUUUACCACAGUCCUCCAUAGUUUUGUCUCUGUACCAAGAAACCCACCUGAAUGCAAAAGUGGACAACUUCUUGCAUCCUCCAAUUAAAUUAGGUAGCAAAGUAGCAAACAUGUACAGGUUUGGAGCCUUACACUUAUAUACAGACCACUGCCGUUGUUUUUGCUUUGGACAGCUGUACAGGUUUUGGCUUCCACUUUGACCA
Molecule: messenger RNA, 2541 nt
Organism: Cuscuta europaea
Lineage: Eukaryota; Viridiplantae; Streptophyta; Magnoliopsida; Solanales; Convolvulaceae
Source: the annotation of a GenBank genome assembly